Molecule: messenger RNA, 1220 nt
Organism: Hemiscyllium ocellatum (epaulette shark)
Lineage: Eukaryota; Metazoa; Chordata; Chondrichthyes; Orectolobiformes; Hemiscylliidae
Gene: lbx2
Product: ladybird homeobox 2
Exons: 2
Coding region: 380-1183 (267 amino acids)
Biological process (GO): regulation of DNA-templated transcription
Molecular function (GO): DNA-binding transcription factor activity, RNA polymerase II-specific; DNA binding
Source: RefSeq, a predicted model, not a curated record
UCGUUUACAGACAGAGACAGAGACAGAGAGGCACUUUACUAAAUACAGGCUGAGGGCUGGUACAAAUUGAGUCUUUCAGGCCUGGAAAUGAGGACGCCUCGUUCCAAUGAGUGAGGCAUCUUGUAAACUUGGCGAAGGUUUCAAACUGCCCCUAAAUCAGCGGGGGCAAGGGGGCGGAAAGUGACCCCCCCACCCCUCCACCAAGAAAUCCCCAUGUAACAGUUGGGGAAAGAGUUUCAGCAAAGCUGUUUCCUCCCCUCCCCUGCAAUUUCGACGGAAAGAAGCAUUGAAGGGACAAUUCUCGCUUCUUCUUCUCUCUCCUCCUCCACCUUCCUCUCCACUCCCCCCUCCCCCCUCCCCCUCCACCCACCCCCCUAGAAUGACGUCUGGGGUAAAUCUGAAAUCGAACCCGGCUUUGGUGCCCCGAGUCGAGGAGCGAAGACGCCGCAGUCCCCUGGAUCAUUUCCCCCCUCCGGCCAACUCCAACAAACCGCUGACCCCCUUCAGCAUCGAGGAUAUCCUGAACAAGCCGUCGGUGAAAAAAACAUCCCAUCUCUGUUCCGCCAACCAUCCGGGCGGCCCCGAGAAGGUAUCGGGUCCCGCGGUGGUCAGGAACGGGCUGCUCUCUGAAGCCUCGCCUCUCUGCGCGCUGGAAGAACUUGCCAGUAAAACUUUCAAAGGCCUGGAAUUGAGUGUGAUACAAGCGGCCGAAGGCCGGGAUCAUGUCACCACGUUUGGUCAGAGGCAGCCCUCCAAGAAGAGACGGAAGUCCCGCACUGCCUUCACCAACCACCAGAUUUACGAGCUGGAGAAGAGGUUCCUCUAUCAGAAGUACUUGUCCCCUGCCGACAGGGAUCAAAUUGCCCAACAGCUGGGCCUGACCAACGCCCAGGUGAUAACCUGGUUCCAGAACCGGCGGGCCAAGCUCAAGCGGGACUUGGAGGAGAUGAAAGCCGACGUGGAGUCCCUGAAGAAGCUGCCGCCCCAGCAGCUGGAGAGACUGGUUCACAUGGAGGUAUUCCCGGAGGACGGGGCCGGCUCCAAGUGCGACACCACGGACCUCUCUCCCAAACCGUCCCCGGCGCCUGGGCUCGGGCCCUUCCCCAGUUCGCCGCAGUGCUCCUCCAGGGAUCAGACUACGGACGAGUUCUCUGAAGACGAGGAAAUUGAGGUGGACGAUUGACUUGAGAUGAAGCCAAAACUAUAUUUGAGUAUCUUUA